This is a messenger RNA of Tarenaya hassleriana, 1333 nucleotides long. Its product is annotated as ethylene-responsive transcription factor ERF057-like. NCBI's taxonomy places the organism in Eukaryota, Viridiplantae, Streptophyta, Magnoliopsida, Brassicales, Cleomaceae. Bases 174 to 1034 code for a protein of 286 amino acids. The record is from RefSeq and is a predicted model, not a curated record. Gene Ontology annotation, biological process: regulation of DNA-templated transcription. Gene Ontology annotation, molecular function: DNA-binding transcription factor activity; DNA binding. The transcript has a single exon.
AUGACGUCACCUCACGUCAUGACUAAAUACAAAAACGCCAUGGCUGAAUGCAUAUAUAAAGGCAAAGCUAUGACGAACUCUCAAACCCAUCACUUGUGAUUACUUCUUCUUCUUCUUCUUCCUCUCUCUCUCUCUCUCUCUCUCUCUCUCUCUCUCUCAGACUAUCUGUAUAAAUGGCAGCAGCUUUAAACAGCAAUAGUUGCAGAGAAGAGUUCAUGAAAGCUCUUGCACCUUUCAUGAAAACUUCUUGUUCUUCUUCAAAACCCAGCCUAACCCAUAAAUCCACUAACCAGCCUGAACCGGUAUCGAAUCAUGUUCUCCAAACCGGUCCGAUCGGCUUAAACCAACUCACACCAGCUCAAAUCCUACAAAUCCAAAUCGAAUUCCAAAACCAAAACCAAGUUCACGGCAAAGGCCGUGACCUCUAUCUCCUUGCUGCGAAGCCAAUCCCCAUGAAGAACACAGUUGCAGCUGCAUCAUCCGUCGUGAGAAAACCUGCCAAGCUCUACCGAGGCGUGAGACAAAGGCACUGGGGCAAAUGGGUCGCCGAGAUCCGGUUACCAAAAAAACGGACCCGGUUAUGGCUCGGUACGUUCGACACUGCCGAAGAAGCCGCCUUGGCCUACGACCAGGCCGCUUUCAAGCUCCGUGGAGAAUUCUCGCGUCUCAACUUCCCCUACCACACGCGCCGUCGCGACUACAAGCCGUUUCCGCCGUCUGUGAACAAGAAGAUUCAGGCCAUCUUCGACGACGUAACUCCGCCGGAGUUUCAGAUUCCGGCGAGGACAGAUGCGGGUUUAUCUGGGUUUUAUGAAACAGAUCCUGUUAUGCCUAAAUUGGAGCAAGAACCCAGCUUUCCAGAGAAAACCGAACCCGGUUAUCCGAAUGAUCGUUUCGUACCUGAAUCCGACAAGACGUUCUUGGACUUCUCGAACGAUUGGACGUGGGACGAGAGAACGAGCUUUGGACUGGAGAAGUAUACUUCAAUGGAGAUUGAUUGGGACGCUGUCGCUAAAGUAUCUGAAUGGAUGUGAUAUCCUUCUUCUUUUCUUGUUCAUGUUGAAGUUUCUCGAAGUAUCUUUAUUCGUUAUUCGAAGAUCUCGUUCUUCAUGGCGCCAUUGUCAGAGCUCUGCAAUGGAAGUUUUUGGCAGUUGCAGUGUAGCGAGGUUCUACUCGGUCUCUGUUCUUUUUUCUUUCUUUCUUUUUGAUGUCUGAGCGAGUCAAUGAUUUUAUUGUAAGUUUAUGUAAUAAUCAGACAGACCCUUGGCUUCAUCUGGGGAUGUGAUUAUUAUUUAGGCCGUGUUAUUAUAUUUUAUUUUUUUUCCUCCAAAUU